This is a messenger RNA of Cuscuta campestris, 5231 nucleotides long. Lineage: Eukaryota; Viridiplantae; Streptophyta; Magnoliopsida; Solanales; Convolvulaceae. The record is from the annotation of a GenBank genome assembly.
GCACAAGUGGCUGGCUCUCUCUUUCCCAUCGCCAUUUCUGCAAAAAUUGAUCACUAGUCGGCCUCCGCAGCCGCCGCCAUCGGCAGAAGCUCUCAAUUAAAGACUGAUAUCUGUCUGCAAUAACAAGAUGAAAGACUCAAAGCAGCAGCUUAUCGACUCGCUCACCUCUCAUAUUUCUCUCUAUAAUUCACGCUCAUCAAACCCUGCAACUUGCCCUAAUCCGAGAUCAUCAAUUCUGAAAUGGUUCUCAUCCCUCACGGUUCAUCAAAGGCAAGCUCAUCUCACAGUCGUCGACGCGAAAUUCACCCAGAUCAUCUUCCAAAUGCGCGGCAAGCUGAAAUCAAACGGUAAUGGGUUAUUUAUUAUACUCCCGGAUAUCCCCGAUUGCCUAGGUAGUAGCCUUCCUAGCAUCUGUUUUCGGAAGUCCCAUGGUCUUCUAACUCGAGUUGCAGAGAGCAACGAGGCUGAAAGAUUCAUUCGAGAUUCAAUUCGGCUUUUCGACUCAAAAGAAGGGGAGGGUAUUGAUGAUGGGUCGUAUUCAGCUGACCGUUUAGAUUCUUUGACUGUGAGCGAGGAUCUUGUAGGAAGCGUGGAUAAGUUUGUGGAUGCCAUGGAUGCCGUUUCAGACGGGAGGUUUUUGAGGGGAGAAGAAAGUUGCAUUGGGUCGGAAUGGGCAGAACUGGACUGGUUGAAAGCUAGAGGGUAUUAUAGUGCAGAUGCAUUUAUUGCAAAUAGAUUGGAGGUGGCAUUAAGGUUGUCAUGGUUGAGUUGCACUAAUUGUAAGAAGAGAGGCGCGAAGCUGAAAGAUAAGGUGAUUUCGGCUGGUUUAGCUGCAAAUACUUUUUGGAGGAAGAAGGGAUGUGUAGACUGGUGGGAAAAGCUGGAAGAAGCAACAAAGCAGAAAGUGUUUCUAACAGCUUUGGGGAAAAUUGCAAAAUCUCUGGGUGCUGAUAUUUUCAAGGGCAAAAGAGGUGUACUUGAUGAUAACACGUGGCAAUAUGGUGGCAUAGUUGACCAACCAUUUAGGUGCACCACUACACUGCCACACCAAGAAUGCACUGAUGAAAGUUAUGUAUCGAACCCAAGAUCUGUUAGUCAGAUGCCAUCAUCGUUAAUUCGUGUAAUAGAAGGUUUAUCUAUUCUUCAAAAUAUUUCCACCAUGUUGUUUGAAUUUCAACAUGCUUAUUAUGAAAGAGAGAGACUGUAUUUUAGCUCCUUAGAAUCUAUUAGCUUGAUUUCUGAUUGCAUAUUAAGAAAGCUGCGAGGUUUACUCAUGGUCAUCUCACAUGAGUGUACUAAAGUUGAACUCUUGGAGGAUGACAAAUCAAAUUCAUCUUUAAAGAAAAACAAUGAGAGACUUGGCUCUGGCAACAAUAAGAAAACCCGCAAGAACAGUAAAGUUAAAAAGAAAAAUCAUGUUACAAAGCUAACAGCGGAUGGUGUUACACUUCCAAAAUCUCUUGAGGUUGAUCGAUUUGGAUUGGCACAUGGUGAAGAUGGACACGUCUGUUCAUCUAGUAGCUUGGAUUUUAAGGUGCAGCAGAUGGAAUUUGAUAAAGAUCCUGUUCCUUCUAUACUUCACAUGGGACAUGGAAAAGGACAACAUACUAACACUGUCCAAAACGUUUCCAAGAAGAAGAGAGAAAGAAAUAAGCGUAAAAACUCUAGCUGCAAAGUUUCAGCAGAAGCUGGCAGCAACCAGAAAGGUCCUGUGAAGUUUUCCUCUCUACCUCUGUCUUGUGAAGAUCACCAUAUGGAACCUGCUUUAUUAAUUGAAAAUUUAGUUGAGGAAACGUCAAAAGUUGAUGUUAAUGAGGAUGAUAACAGUGAUGAACAGAUUAGAAGUUGUUCUGGAGCUGUGCAGAUGGGCAGUGCAGCAGAACUCACUAACGGAUGCCAUUCUACUGGUCGUACAGAUGGAAUAAGGACUUCUGCUCCAAUGCGCUUCCAGGCAUCAGAGAGUGUGCUAGAAAAUGAAAAGGCAGCUGUUGCAUUAGAAACCAUAGUUUUAAAUACCAAUUCUAGUGUAACUUCUCCAAUGUCUUUGAUUGAAACUGUUAACAAUCCUGAACUCCGUGAUAUAAACAGAGAAAAUAAAAAUGGUUUAAAUAGAGAGGUAAUGAAACAAGUUGUAUUGGGAAAACAAGAGAAAGUUGGAGAUCAGGAAGAAAUAAUCUUCUCUUUUCAGGAGUGUGGAAGCAUUGAUGUUCAUAAUAGUGGGCCUGCAAAUGCUUCAACAUACCUUUCUUAUGAAUGGCCCAGUGUAGCUCCUAUCCACUUCCAAUCGGGUAACUCACAUAUCCCACCUGCUACCGAUAGACUGCAUCUAGAUGUUAGUCACAAUUGGCAACGCCACUAUCACCAAUCUUAUGUACGCACUGUGCAUCGUGUUAGGAAUCCUUCAAUUGAAUCAGGGUGUACAGGCAUUAUAUCUAGACCUUUAGCAAUGAACCUAGACUGGCCUCCUAUAUUACACGGUGUUAAUGGAAUAGCUACAUCUGUCACCUGCAAUUAUGAUGCCGGAUUUCUCUCAAGGCGACCAUCUUUUCAACAGGACUUAGCUAGCCAAAGCAUUCACUGCAAUACCGCGAGUGGUGAUGAUGAAAGGGGGUAUUCUGGCGACUUUGAUUUUUCUGAAUCUAAAAAUGUGCAGGAAGCGUAUGAUGAACACGAGUACUAUCGUAUGCCAGAAGAAGAGUUAGAGGUCCACGGUCUCCCUGGUGUGGAUUAUAAUCAGUACUUUGGUGGUGGUGUAAUGUACUGGAAUCCUUCGGAUUUUCCUGGGACAAGCUUUUCACGCCCUCCUUCUCUUAGUUCAGAUGAUAGUUCUUGGGCUUGGCGAGAGGCAGAUAUGAAUAGGGCUGUUGAUGAUAUGGUUGCUUUCUCUUCUUCUUACAGCACAAAUGGAUUAACUUCACCGUCUGCCACUUCCUUUUGUUCUCCAUUUGACCCUUUAGGAUCUGGAACUCGUGGUUAUGUUGUAUCAGGAAGUGAAGUAAAUACCAGCAAGGUUUCUCAGUCAUCAAUAGCCACAUCCUCUGAUCUAGUGGGAGAGGAGAAUGCUCCAGCUUCCUUGUCCAAGGUGUCUCUUGAGAGCGAGACAAAGGCCGGUGAUACACUUCCAUAUCCCAUUCUUCGACCAAUCAUCAUUCCGAACAUGUCAAGGGAAAGAUCAAGAUCUGAUUUCAGGCGUAGCCAUGAUCGUACAAGUCCUUGUAUUCCUCCUAACAGGCAGGAACAACCCCGGAUGAAGAGGCCACCAUCACCAGUGGUUCUUUGUGUUCCAAGGGCACCUCGAUUGCCUCCCCCUUCUCCUGUUGGUGAUUCUAGAAGGCACAGAAUUCCAACAGUUCGCUCUGGGAGUUCCAGUCCUAGGCAUUGGGGUAUGAAAGGUUGGCUUCAUGAUGGAAUUAACUUUGAAGAAGCUUGUAAACGUAUGGAUGGCAGUGAAGUAGUUUGGCCACCUUGGAGAAGUAAAAACUUUUCAGGUCAUCAGUUAACUCAGCCUCUGACUGGAGCCUUACUGCAAGAUCACUUUAUUGCAAUAUCACAGUUAACUCGUGACAAGGAGCAUCCAGAUGCUUCAUUACCUCUUCAGCCUUCUGAAAUGUCAAUCGGAUCCACAGAAAAGGCACCCCUCAGUUUGAUCCACAGCAACCUUCAUGAUGAAAUCAACACAUUCUAUAAAGAGGUUGCUGCGGAGAAUUUGAUCAGGAAGCCUUGCAUUAAUUGGGCUGUAAAGCGUGUUACACGGUCACUACAAGUCUUAUGGCCCAGAUCUAGGACAAACAUCUUUGGGUCAAAUGCUACAGGUUUGUCACUUCCUUCAAGUGAUGUCGACCUAGUGGUCUGUCUUCCUCCAGUGAGAAAUUUGGAACCUAUUAAAGAAGCUGGUAUCCUGGAAGGAAGGAACGGUAUCAAAGAAACAUGCCUUCAGCAUGCAGCAAGAUAUCUUGCUAACCAGGAGUGGGUUAAAAAUGACUCUCUCAAGAUUGUGGAGAAUACUGCUAUACCUAUUAUUAUGCUUGUGGUUGAAGUUCCUCAUGAUCUCAUUACCUCCUCUUCUUCACAUUCCCGAACACCAAAAGCCCAGGCAACUGGUGAAGAAGUCAAUACCUUACACACUGAUGUGACUGGUUCAGAAAGCUGUACGUCCCCAAAAUGGCCUGCAAUUGAUGCUUCUGUCAAGAAUGUAAAAUCAGUCCGUCUUGACAUUAGUUUCAAAUCACCAUCACAUACUGGCCUGCAGACUACUGAGCUGGUAAAAGAGCUCACUGAACAGUUUCCUGCCACUAAACCUCUCGCUUUGGUAUUAAAACAGUUCUUGGCAGAUCGAAGUUUAGAUCAAUCAUAUUCUGGUGGUUUAAGUUCUUAUUCACUGGUAUUAUUAAUAAUACGUUUCUUGCAGCAUGAGCAUCAUCAUGGUCGCUCUACUGUCCAAAACUAUGGAAGUCUGCUCAUGGAUUUCUUCUAUUUCUUUGGGAAUGUGUUUGAUCCUCGCCAAAUGCGUGUUUCGAUACAUGGUAGCGGCUUAUACAUAAAUAGGGAAAGAGGAUGCAGCAUUGAUCCAAUUUAUAUAGAUGACCCACUUUUCCCCACGAAUAAUGUCGGUCGGAAUUGCUUCCGUAUACAUCAAUGCAUCAAGGCAUUUGCAGAUGCUUAUUGUACAUUGGAGAACGAGAUUACUUUCGUUCCUACCAAUGGCGACACAAAUGCAAAAUUACGUUCACUAAAGCUACUUCCCAAAAUUAUUCCAAGCAUUAUGCAAUUGGAUGGUUUCCAAUUAUCAGGAGAUUAUGAUUUGUGAUAAUGAGUUGUUACAGGAGGGUGAAAUGUCCAUAUCAAUGUAGGGUGCACUGUUGAUGGUGACACUAUCACCGGUACCUGGCGGCAGGUGGCGGAGCUCUCCAUGUCAAUGUGAGGUGUUCAAACUCCUCUCACCUCCUCUAACACAUAUAUGCUUCUUCACUGUAGCUACUGCAAAUUUAGGGUGAUGCAAUUUGAUCACAUUGAACACACACAAGCUAUGGAAAAGACUCAUGAGGGGGUUUUCACCCUGGAAAGAACUCAAGAUUUCUUUGAGAGAUGGGUUGAUGAAUAGCCUCUCAAAUACUGUAAAUUACUCCUUGUCCCCUUUUAUAUGACUUGUUUUUGUUAGAAUGUUUGACUGAAACUAUUUCUAAUUCAAUUUAUAAGAUAAUUGAGUUGGAUAAAAAAAACAAGUAUGACAU